Molecule: messenger RNA, 1278 nt
Organism: Aspergillus steynii IBT 23096
Lineage: Eukaryota; Fungi; Ascomycota; Eurotiomycetes; Eurotiales; Aspergillaceae
Product: Zn(II)2Cys6 transcription factor domain-containing protein
Exons: 3
Coding region: 1-1278 (425 amino acids)
Biological process (GO): regulation of transcription by RNA polymerase II
Molecular function (GO): zinc ion binding; DNA-binding transcription activator activity, RNA polymerase II-specific
Source: RefSeq, a predicted model, not a curated record
AUGGCUCCUCGACGAACCCAUAAAAAGUCCCGAAACGGUUGUCGAGAAUGCAAAAGACGCCACCUGAAGUGCAAUGAACAAUUUCCUUGCAGCAACUGUUCGAAUCAUGGCAUUUCAUGCAGUUUCGUGCCUCCCGGAGACGCGGUUCCAAGCCGCGAAGUCUCUGGGGCCCCUCAAGGCUCCCCAGCUGGCCUGCCACCAGCAGCUUCGACCCCGAGCGUACUAUCAUUGUCUCAUCAUUCUCCGUCGAUUUUGACGCCCCCUGAAUCGGGCUACUCAAGAAAUUCAGCCCUCUUGGAUCUACUUUCAGACACCCUCCACGACGUACCUACUUUGCCCAAAGAGAACUGGGUUCGCGACCUCGAAUUGAUGCACCACUUUUGCACUGUGACAGCCGACACACUAGCUAUGCGCGAGGACAUGCGGUACACCUGGCGAGUCAUUGUUCCAACCGAAGGCUACGCAAAUGAGUUCGUCAUGCACGGCAUUCUUGCAAUUGCUGCUAUUCACCGAGCCAGUCUCUUUCCUUCACGUCGAUCAAUCUACCUGGAAUGCUCCGAUUAUCAUCAAAAUUGUGGGCUACAGACUUUUCGGGCCCUGCUUUCUGCUCCAAUGAAACGCGAAAAUUGGCAGGCUAUCUUUUGUUUUGCGUCAAUGCUGGUCAUAUGGGUGUUCGCUAUGCCUGUUCGAUCCGCGGAUUGUCGUCUCCCCAGUCCAAUUGCGAACGUCAUUGAAUUGUUCUCAGUCAUCAGAGGCAUCCAGGCCAUCCUGGAGCCUUUCAAAUAUCCCAUUAAAAACUCUUCAUUGGCAGCCUUUGCGCAUGGGGUCUGGGCGCACACCGAUGACAAGGAGUGGUACUCCAGCUCCAUAUCUGAGUCCCUUCUCCCCGAGGAUACCAUGUCCCAACUAGGAGGUCUCCGGGAUUUGGUUGAAUCCAGCAACUUCGAAUCGGACGAAAAGGAAGAUCAUAUGUCCGCCAUCGCGUCUCUAGAACUCUCAGCCAGACACAUGAUCGCAGCUGGCCUGCGCAUAGAGAUUGGCAUGGCAUUAUUCUGGCCCUUUUUGAUUCCGCAACGCAUCAUGCGUGCUAUAAACAACAGAGACCCUCUGGGGCUCAUAUUUCUGGCCCACUUUUGCGUUCUUUUUAGCUUUUUUGAGAAUCAAUGGUUUACGAAGGGCUGGGCAAGACAGGUUCUUGCCGACAUUAUACCCUGUAUCCCGUCCUCGCACACCUCCUGGCUCAACUGGCCAAGGGAGCAUGUUUGGAAAUCCCGAUGA